AUGAGUGAAGGAUACAUUGAUUCAUUGGCAACUACAACGAAACAAUCACAACAUACUGGAUUGGAUGGUCUACUAUCAAUUCUUAACAACAACAAUGGCGAUGAUGGUGUUACAUUGAACAAUGAUGAACGACAAGCAUUGGUGCAAUAUAUCACUCAACAACCUUCAUUAUACUUUGACCCUUUGGCAUCAUCUGUCAUCCUACUCUCAAAGACACCGACCAAUCAAUACCAAAACCCAACGCUUUACAACAAGAAGCCAACAAACUUGGAUAAUGAUCCCGAUAAUUGGCUCAACUCAUUGUCUGGCAUUGAUUGCUUCUAUCCCUUAUUCCAACCUAGGUUCAACGUUAGACCAUUGAUCAUACCUCCACAUUGGCAUGUGUUCAUUGAGAAGGAGGUGAUUGGAGAGAGAGCACCUGUGGUAGUGACGAGUGGAACAAAGGAUGUUGGAAAGAGUACAUUCAAUCGUACAUUGGUCAAUCGUCUACUAUCACGUUAUGGUCAUGUUUUAUACGUUGAGUUGGAUGUAGGUCAAUGUGAAUUUGCACCUUGUGGACUGAUCACAUUGAACCUGUUGGACACGCCAUUGCUUGGACCGCCAUUCACACAUCAGCAUACACCAAUUAGAUCAUACUUCUUUGGCGAGACAUCACCCAAGAACAAUCCAGAGUACUACGUUCGUCUGGCCAAGGAAGUAUUGGACCAUGCCAUGGUACUGCAUCAAGAGUUCAACAUACCAGUCGUUACCAACACAUUGGGAUGGAUCAAAGGACUUGGCCUACUCAUACAAGAGGAGAUCGUCAAACAUCUGCGGCCAUCCCAUGUAGUCUACCUAUAUCACGCCAAGCCACCACAGAUUGGACAGCCUCAACGUCCUCCAUAUUGUAUAUUCAAUCAACAGGGUAUAGAUGAGAUGGUCAAUGGACAGGGCAUCACCAAGCUGUUCACAAUCGAGUCGGCAGUGUCACAAGGCAAUCCAUUGAUACCUUUGAACAAUACAGCUACAAGGGAUUUGAGUAUGAAGUGUUACUUUGACAUUGAACGCCAGCCAUUGAUCAAACAACGACCCUACGCCAUCAAGUUCAACCAAGUCAAGAUUGGAAUCAUCAAUCACCAAGUACCCUACAGUCAAUCAUUAUAUGCACUCAACGCCAGCAUUGUUGGUAUAUGCUCCGAUCACAAUUCCAAACUAAAUGAUGUCCAUUACCAAGUCAACUCUGAGUAUCCAACAUUCAUCGAUCAUCAUAAGGAUGUACCGGUGGUGGAGUGCUUGGGUCUUGGAGUUGUGCGAUCAAUAGAUGUGGAGAAUAGACUGUUGUUUAUAUUGACACCAAUACCUCAUGAUCAAUUGGAACAAUGUUCAAUAUUAUUGAAGGGAUCAAUAUCAAUGUCACCAGAGAGUUCACUGACAGUCACCUCAAAAGGAUCAAUCCUCACACCAUAUCUCAAGCUGGAACUUGUCAACAACAGUGGCUCUGGCACGAUGGAAAGAGGCUGGAAGACCCUAAAGCGAUCACGUCCAGCUGGAUCAUCAGACAACUCAUCUUCACAUUGA
Messenger RNA from Acytostelium subglobosum LB1, 1557 nucleotides. RefSeq lists its product as hypothetical. The transcript is spliced from 3 exons. Gene Ontology annotation, biological process: cleavage in ITS2 between 5.8S rRNA and LSU-rRNA of tricistronic rRNA transcript (SSU-rRNA, 5.8S rRNA, LSU-rRNA). Gene Ontology annotation, molecular function: polynucleotide 5'-hydroxyl-kinase activity. NCBI's taxonomy places the organism in Eukaryota, Evosea, Eumycetozoa, Acytosteliales, Acytosteliaceae. The coding region runs from base 1 to 1557 and encodes 518 amino acids. Gene Ontology annotation, cellular component: nucleus. The record is from RefSeq and is a predicted model, not a curated record.